This is a messenger RNA of Daucus carota subsp. sativus, 744 nucleotides long. Its product is annotated as protein C2-DOMAIN ABA-RELATED 7. The record is from RefSeq and is a predicted model, not a curated record. Bases 145 to 645 code for a protein of 166 amino acids. NCBI's taxonomy places the organism in Eukaryota, Viridiplantae, Streptophyta, Magnoliopsida, Apiales, Apiaceae. The transcript has 3 exons.
AUUGUUAUCUAAAUUUCUUUUGGUUCUUUGCAUGUUUCUUGUUAUCCGGUGAAGUCAUCUGGCUCAAAAAUCAUCGAACCAUAACUUUACAUAAUAAUUCGAGAUUUAAUUUCUGGAGAAGCAUCCGAAUCAAAAAAAUUAAAGAUGGAGAAUAUGAUGGGGCUUCUUCGGAUUAGGGUGCGCAGAGGAAUGGAGCUUGUUGCUCGUGAUACAACUGGUAGUGAUCCUUUUGUUGUCGUUACCAUGGCUGAUCAGAAACUGAAGACUCUUGUAGUCAAGAACCACUGCAGUCCUGAGUGGAAUGAUGAUCUGACCCUCUCAAUUAAGGAUUUAACAACUCCAAUCAAACUAACAGUAUAUGACAAAGACACAUUUACUGUGGACGAUGCACUGGGGGAAGCUGAUAUUGACAUAAAACCAUAUAUAGAAUGCGUAAAAGCAGGGACAGAAAAGCUUCCAGAUGGUAGUAAAAUCCGCAGUGUCUCACCCAACGAAGAAAACUGUCUUGAUACUGAAAGUGCUGUUGUCUGGAACAAGGGGAAAAUCACUCAAGACAUGGUACUCAGACUGAAAAAUGUUAAGAGCGGCAAAGUAGAGAUCCAAAUUGAAUGGAUUGAUGUUCCAGGUAGUAAAGGUCUCAGGUAGAUAAUUCAAUUUAUGUAACCUUGGAUAUUCUUUUGCGUAUUAGACAUGGUCUUAGAACCUCACAACCAGUUAAAACUGUAGCUGCAUAUUUCUUUGUCA